UCUGCUGAGGGAGCCUGCCUGCUGUCACAUGUGUCUGCGCUCACUUCCUCUGUACUCGGGCUUCACUGGAGACAGACACAACCCUACACUCUCUCACCCCAUCUGGACCUGCAGGAGCCCCUAUGGAAUCUGGCCUCUCAAUCUCUACACCUCUUUUCUGAUUAAGAUCAUCUACAAGGAUCUGAUUCCAAAUACAAAGCCUUCAGAGGGAAACUCAAGGGAGUAGCGAUGGAAAUACUUGGAAUGAAACAAUGAAAGUGGUCUCACAUGCUGUACGAAGUGAAAGAAAAUACUUCCUGGAGGAAAAUGCUGUGUUUGAAAGGCACUCUACGGGGCUCAUCUUAUCUCAAGGUCAGUUCCUGGCUAAGGAACGAGGAGAUCCUUGUGCUCUGUGGGAUGAGAGUUCAACUGUGGGGCAUUAGCUGAUCCUUCAUCAUCUCCCCCUCGUCCUCCUCCCGCUCCCCCUUUCAUCCCAGACACACCAUGUGGAUAUUAUCUUUAGUCCUUUGGAUUCUCAAUGUCACCAAUCUCACUCAUGGUUAUGACUAUGAUGAGUACCCGGGCGAGGAGGACACAAAGGCCCCACUGGUUGGCGAAGGUAUUAGUGGUUUGGACACUGUCUCCAAUGUGGACGAGCUGGUGGAGCUGUUGUACCCAGAAUACAGUCUGGUGCAGCACUGCCUACGUAGGAAAGCCUUGCGCACCUCCCCUCCUCUCCAUGCUGAAGACGAUAUCUGGGCCUGGGGCAAGCCCAGGGAGCUGGCACUGGUCAAGUCUGACAGCACCAUUGAAGUCAUUCUGGAGGAGAUCCAGCGUACCAUGUGUACUCCUCGGGAGGUGUGUCUGGAGGUGUCUAAGGAGUACCCGGAGAGCACCAGUCACUUCUACGUGCCUCGCUGUGUGUCUGUGCACCGCUGUGGGGGCUGCUGUCCCCAGGAGGGUCUGUACUGCACCAACACCAGCCACAUCUACAUCAACAAGACGCUGGUGGAGUUGUCUCACCGUGACCGCUCUAUGGUGAUGGUGGCGUUCGUCAACCACACGUCCUGUGAGUGUCUGUCCAAGAGGCCCCUGCACUCCGUCAUCAGGAGGGCCGCUGCAGCUCACCUCACCGUGUGUUCCCCGCCAGAUGUUCCCUGCAGUACAGGACUGGCCUGGGACCCCACCAGCUGCCUGUGUGUUCCCAUGGACACAAGCUCCUUCUCAGAGAGAGAGCUAGAGCCCCUGGAGUCAGCCUUGCUGGAGCUGUGUGGCCCCAACAAAGUCCUGGAUGAGGACAGCUGUGAGUGUGUGUGUCAGAACGGUCUGACGGAGGCCAGCUGUGGGCCAGGCUGGCGUCUAGACCAAGAGUCCUGUGAGUGUCUCUGUGAGGACCAGCCCGGCUCAGGGACCUGCCCACCCAACCAACGCUGGGACCCAGAUCUGUGUGGCUGUGUGUGCCGGGCAGAGUGCCCCCGUAGUCAGCCUCUCAACCCAGAGACGUGCCUGUGCCAGUGCAGGGAGAGUCCUCACACCUGCCUGCUGCAAGGCAAGAGGUUCAACGCACACAAUUGCAGCUGUUACCGGCUGCCCUGCAGAAAGCCACACAAGAACUGUCCAACUGGCUUCUACUACAGCCACUACGUCUGCCAGUGCAUACCCAACCACAUGAGGUCAGAGGAGUGGAACUGACAAAGCUGGUGUCACUAGCACUGGUGCCAAAUUGCAAUGUACUGUAACUGUAUGGUGAAAUAGAGCAGAAAUGAAGGCUGACCUGACCACAACCAUUGUCCACAUGGGCCGGGAAUAGAGAAGAAGGUGUGGCAGAGAGGACACUGACCAAAUGGUAUUCUAUACUCAACAAUAAUAUAAACACAACAUGUAAACUGUUGGUCCCAUGUUUCAUGAGCUGAAAUAAAAGAUCCCAGAAAUUUGAUAUUUGCACAAAAAGCUUAUUCCCCCCCCCCCCCCCCCCAAAAAAAAAACACACAUUUGUUUACAUCCCUCUUAGUGAGCAUUUCUCCUUUGCCAGGAUAAUCCACCCACCUGACAGGUGUCACAUAUCAAGAAGCAGAUUAAACAGCAUGAUCAUUACACAGGUGCACCUUGUGCUGGGGACAAUAAAAAGUCACUACAAUGUGCAGUUUUGUCACACAACACAGUGCCACAGAUGUCUCAAGUUUUGAAGGAGCGUGCAAUUGGCAUGCUGAAUGCAGGAAUGUCCACCAGAGUUGUUGCCAGAUAAUUUAAUGUUAAUUUCUCUACCAUAAGCCAUCUCCAACGUGGUUUUAGAGAAUUUUGCAGUACGUCCAAACGGCCUUACAACCGCACACGUGUAACCACGCCAGCCCAGGACAUCCACAUUCGGCUUCUUCACCUGCGGGAUUGUCUGAGAUCAACCCCUUGGACAGCUGAUGACACUCAGGAUUAUUUCUGUCUUUAAUAAAGCACUUUUGUGGGGGGAAACUCAUUCUGAUUGGCUGGGCAUGGCUCCCAAGUGGGUGGGCCUAUAACCACCCAGGCCCACCCAUGGCUGCGCCCCUGCCCAGUCAUGUGAAAUCCAUAGAUUAGGACCUAAUGAAUUUAUUUCAAUUGACUAAUUUCCUUAUAUGAACGGUAACUCAGUAAAAUCACUGAAAUUGAUGCAUGUUGCUUUAAUAUUUUUGUUCAGUAUAUUUCUACGUCUGUGAGGAGGAGCCAUUUAACUGAUACAGCUGUGAGGAGUCCCCAAAUUUUUUCACUCAGGGCCCCCUAAUACAAAAAUGUUAGCUGACAUGCCCCCUUCCCCCUCUGCCGACCGCCCCACAGUUUGGAAGCCACUGAUUUAACUAAUUCAGCUAAGAGGAGUCAUUUAACUAAUUCGGCACAUGAGAAUGUACUGAAAUGGUCCGCAAAAGAGUAAGCAACUUGUAACAGAUGACUUGUGUUUUUAUGUCACUAAAAUAACAUGUAAUGAACGAACCCAGUCCUUUGUAACAAUCAGUGUGUUAUAAAUUAUAAUGUUUUGAUCUGUGAAAAGUGACAAAGCAACUCGCUGUAACUUUUGUAAUAAAUACCAACAAUAGCUAUGUUUGCAAUGUACAGCAAGUGCGUAGGCUAUAUGUAUCUCGAAACCCUUUCACAUUCCCUCUACAACACAACAUGGAGACUAGACUGUGGGAAUAUUUUCAUAUAUUCUCCUGAUAGGCCAUGAUCAACAUGUUCUCCAUCUUCAGGCCAGGGAACAAAAAUGGAGCACAGUCCCCAUUCCACAAUUAUCAACAUUAUGUAAUUGUCUACAUACUGCAGUCAUGGACAUCAUUGACAUUGCCUCAGAUACAGUGGCUUGUGAAAGUAUUCACCCCCAAUGGCAAUUUUACUAUUUUGUUGCCUUACAACCUGGAAUUAAUUUUUUUUUUUGUGUGUGUGUGUGUGUGGGGGGGGGUUGUAUCAUCUGAUUUAUACAACAUGCCUACCACUCUGAAGAUGCUAAAUAUUUUUUAUUGUGACACAAACAAGAAAUAAGACACAAAAAAAUGAAAACUUGAGCGUGCAUAACUAUUCACUGCACAAUUACAGCUGCAAGUCUCUUAGGGUUUGUCUCUAUAAGCUUGUCACGUCUAGCCACUGGGAUUUUUGCCCAUUCUUCAAGGCAAAACUGCUCCAGCUCCUUCAAGUUGGAUGGGUUCCGCUGGUGUCCAGCAAUCUUUAAGUCAUCAGACAGAUUCUCAAUUGGAAUGAGGUCUGGGCUUUGACUCGGCCCUUCCAAGACAUUUAAAUGUUUCCCCUUAAAUCACUUAAGUGUUGCUUUUGCAAUAUGCUUAAGGCCAUUGUCCUGCUGGAAGGUGAACCUCUGUCCCAGUCUUAAAUCUCUUGAAGACUGAAACAGGUUUCCGCCAAGGAUUUCCCUGUAUUUAGCGGGAUCCAUCAUUCCUUCAAUUCUGACCAGUUUCCUAGUCCCUGCCGAUGAAAAACAUCCUCAGCAUUAUGCUGCCACCACCAUGCUUCACUGUGGGGAUGGUGUUCUCAGGGUGAUGCGAGGUGUUGGGUUUGUGCCAGACAUAGCGUUUUCCUUGAUGGCCAAAAAGCUCAAUUUUAUUCUCAUCUGACCAGAGUGCCUUCUUCCAUAUGUUUGGGGAGUCUCCCACAUGCCUCUUGGCGAAAACCAAAUGUUUGCUUCUUUUCUUCUUUUCUGGCCACUCUUCCAUAAAGCACAGCUUGUGGAGUGUACUGCUUAAAGUGGUCCUAUGGACAGAUACUCCAAUCUCAGCUGUGGAGCUUUGCAGCUCCUUCAGGGUAAUCUUUGGUCUCUUUGUUGCCUCUCUGAUUAAUGCCCUCCUUGCCAGGUCUGUGAGUUUUGGUGGGCGGCCCUCUCUUGGCAGGUUUGUUGUUGUGCCAUAUUCUUUCCAUUUUUAAUUAUGGAUUUAAUGGUGCUCCGUGGGAUGUUCAAAUCUUCUGAUAUUUUUUUAUAGCCCAACCCUGAUCUGUAUUUCUCCACAACUUUGUCCCUGACCUGUUUGGAGAGCUCCUUGGUCUUCAUGGUGCCGCUUGCUUGGUGGUGCCCCUUGCUUAGUGGUGUUGCAGACUCGGGGGGCCUUUCAGAACAGGUGUAUAUAUACUGAGAUCAUGUGACACUUAAAUAAAGUCCACCUGUGUGCAAUCUAACUAAUUAUGUGACUUCUGAAGAUAAUUGGUUGCACCAGAUCUUAUUUAGGGGCUUCAUAGCAAAGGGGGUGUAUACAUAUGCACGCACCACUUUUCUGUUUUUUAUUUUUUUGAAACAAGUUACUUUUUUCAUUUCACUUCACCAAUUUGUACUACAAAAAUCAAUUUAAAUUACAGGUUGUAAUGCAAUAAAAUAUAAAAAAUGCCAAAGGGGAUGAAUACUUUGCAAGGCAGUGUACAGUAUGUGCUGCAUUUAAAAUGAGUUUAAAAAAAUGACAUUUAUAUUUAUUGUAAGUGACCCUGCACCUCUCUGAGAUGACAAAGUCAUGAUGUAAUUGGGAAGGAAGAAAAUAAUAAUUAAAAUGUAAGACCCAUGCAUAUACUGUAUUGUACAAAAUGUGUGACUUAACUUGUGUGACAUACUGUAGUCAGUGGUGACUGUGAAUGAAAAGUGUGUGUCUACACUACAUGGCCAAAAGUAAGUGGAACAAUUCAUUCCAAAAUCAUGGACAUUAAUAUGGAGUUGGUCCCCCAUUUUGGUGCUACAACAGCAUCCAGUCUUCUGGGAAGACUUCCCACUAGAUGUUGGAACAUUGCUGUGGGGACUUGCUUACAUUCAGCCACAAGAGCAUUAGUGAGGUCGGGCACUGAUGUUGGCCGAUUAGGCCUGGCUCGCAGUCUGCGUUCCUAUUCAUCCCAAAGGUGUUCAAUGGGGUUGAGGUCGGGGCUCUGUGCAGGCCAGUCAAGUUCUUCCACACAGAUCUUGACAAACCAUUUCUGUAUUGACCUAGCUUUGUGCACGGGGGGCAUCGUCAUGCUGAAACAGGAAAGGGCCUUCCCAAAAUGGUUGCCACAAAGUUGUAAGAACAGAAUCGUCUAGAAUGUCAUUGAAUGCUGUAGCGUUAAGAUUUCCCUUCACUGGAACUAAGGGGCCUAGCCCGAACUAUGAAAAGCAGCCCCAGACCAUUAUUCCUCCUCCACCAAACUUACAGUUAGCACUAUGCAUUGGGGCAGGUAGCGUUCUCCUGGCAUCCGCCAAACCCAGAUUCGUCAGAUGGUGAAGCGUGAUCCAUCACUCCAGAGAACAAGUUUCCACUGCUCCAGAGUCCAAUGGCGGCGAGCUUUACACCACUCCAGCCGAUGCUUGGCAUUGUACAUGGUGAUCUUAGGCUUGUGUGCAGCUGCUCAGCCAUGGAAACCAUUCCAUGAAGCUCCCGACAAACAGUUAUUGUGCUGACGUUGCUUCCAGAGGCAGUUUGGAACUCGGUAACCAAGGACAGACAAUGUUUACGCGCUACGCGCUUCAGCACUCUGCGUUCACAUUCUGUGAGCUUAUGUGGCCUACCACUUCGCAGCUAAUCCACUGUUGCUCCUAAAUGUUUCCACUUCCAUAACAACACCCACAGUUGACCGGGGCAGCUCUAGAAGGGCAGAAAUGCGACAAACUGACUUGUUGGAAAGGUGGCAUCCUAUGACGGUGCCACGUCGAAAGUCACUGAGCUCAUCAGAACAGGCCAUUCUACUGCCAAUGUUUGUCUAUGGAGAUUUCAUGGCUGUGUGCUCGACUUUAUUACACCCGUCAGCAAUGGGUGUGGCUGAAAUAGCCAAAUCCACUCAUUUGAAGGGGUGUUCACAUAUUUUUGGCCACGUAGUGUAUGUGUUUUUAAUGUCUUAUCAUAUUUGUAUGGUAUUUAAAAUAAAACUUGAUUGGCUUUGG
Oncorhynchus nerka (sockeye salmon) is the source of this 6340-nucleotide messenger RNA. Its product is annotated as vascular endothelial growth factor C-like. The transcript has 7 exons. NCBI's taxonomy places the organism in Eukaryota, Metazoa, Chordata, Actinopteri, Salmoniformes, Salmonidae. Gene Ontology annotation, biological process: response to hypoxia; vascular endothelial growth factor signaling pathway; sprouting angiogenesis. Gene Ontology annotation, molecular function: vascular endothelial growth factor receptor 3 binding; growth factor activity; chemoattractant activity. Gene Ontology annotation, cellular component: membrane. Bases 484 to 1671 code for a protein of 395 amino acids. The record is from RefSeq and is a predicted model, not a curated record.